AUAUUCACUUAAUUUGCAUUUAAGAUCUUUAUUUCAAAAUGGAAAAAAUCUCAAUGGCACUCAUUACCUCCAUACUUCUCAUACCUUUUAGUGUUGUCAGAGGUGCAUCAAUAGCGUCACGUUUACAACGCAUAAAUUUGCAUGAUGGCUACAGAAACGGUUAUUCAAGAGAUGAUUUCUACGACGAAGACAGAGCACUACGUAGGCAAGCAGCUCAUGAAGCGGGUGCCCAUGAAGUGGCGAAAACCUUCGUCAACUUCCUAGAGAGAGAAGGCUUUGACUUUCAAAACCACGAUGACAUGAAAAUGCUUGCAUCGUUUCUCGAGACUGUUACAGCUGGUGAAGUAGCACCCCAAAGCAAGGCCAGUCGCUUUUUGAAUAUGUUGAAGAAAGGUGGCGCGAGCUUGCUGAAGUCAACAAAAGAAUAUGCUCAGAAGCAUGCAAAGGGAGCUAUUAAAGAAGCUGUCAAAUUCAUGAUUACGGCGUUCUUACAAAAGGGGCUGCCAGUCUUUGAGGAGGCAUACGAAAAUGCAAUGCAAAAAAUUCCUAUUGACGUAAGAAUCACAUAUGCCCCCAUGGCUUACAACCUAUGGCAGCAGCUGUUUGAAAAGUUUAAAAUAGAGUUGCCAGAGGGCUUUGGCCCAGAGAGAUUUGUAUGCAAAGCAAUGACCAAGGCUCAGUGUGAUGGUAUACUCCGCCGCAUUAAAAGCCAGGAGGAAGAAGCAAUUUCAUAUGAGAAAGGUCGACUAAGAGGUAUGGAAGAAGCAGCUGAAGACGAAGUCGAAGGCUCUGAUGACAAUAUCACCGAAGAAGAUAUGAGUAUCUUUGAAUUCUGAUCAUCAAAGGAUGAAUAAGGCACAAAGAUGCCAUUAUUCAGGAGAAAACUUAUUAGGUGAAAAUACCCAUUAUUUACAAUAAAAAUUGUUACGGGAAGGUUACAAUCAUCAUAUACGCAGCCUCAAGAGACAACACAA
Messenger RNA from Babesia bovis T2Bo, 974 nucleotides. RefSeq lists its product as uncharacterized. The coding region runs from base 39 to 836 and encodes 265 amino acids. The transcript is spliced from 2 exons. The record is from RefSeq and is a predicted model, not a curated record. NCBI's taxonomy places the organism in Eukaryota, Apicomplexa, Aconoidasida, Piroplasmida, Babesiidae.